AUGUCUAAUACAAACAAAUCUUACCUUGAUACAUUACCCACGGAAAUUCUUUAUCGAAUUUGCGAUGGACUUGAUUCAGAGACAAUUCUCUUUUCGUUUCGUCGCGUAUGCAAACGAUUUCAUACAAUCAGCAAAAUUUACGAUCGUUAUCGCUUGGAUCUAUGUUAUUUUUCCAUGUCUGAUCUACGUCGGAUGGAAUAUUUAAUUGAUCCGAAAAAUGUAACUUCACUUACAUUGGCAAACGAAGACAAAUCAAGCGGUCUAAUGGAAUACUUCCUCGAUCACUUUUCUCUUCGAACUUUUAGCCGAUUAGAUUCAAUGACUUUCGCUUUGCAUCACAAGAUAGAUUUCGAUAGGUUUGCAAAGUUCAUUGAGCAAUCGUCUUUGACAACGCUCUCAAUAUGGCUUUGUAACUACUCGUUGACAAGUUUUCAAAACUUGAUAGAAGCACUCAAAUCAUGUCGAUUAAAGAAUCUGAUCAUCCUUGAUAGAGUUGACUGGACAAGUCUUAUGUUCAUCGUCAAUACGUUAACUGAUUUACAGAAAUUAGUUUUGAAAUCGUUUCACAAACAACCAUACGAUAAUCUUGCUGAAUCACAAGUCAACAGUGAAGAAGUCAGUAAAUUAACUUCACUUUCACUAAACAUGAAAGCUGAAGUCGAAAUACAAUACAUCGAAUCGAUUCUGAUGCGUUGUCCUCACUUACAAUGCUUUCAAUUGGACAGCUCAGGAAAUAAAGCGGAUAAAUCGUUAUUUGACGGUCACAAAUGGGAAAAUUUGAUUGAAACUAGAUUACUUUUGUUGAAACAGUUCGAAUUCCAUUUUUCUUAUCAUCCACCGAGAUUUGGAAACAUUUUCGACGUUGACGCGUCGUUCGAGUCAUUUCAAACACCAUUUUGGCGUGAUCGAAAACAAUGGUUUGUUCGAUGUGAUUACGUGGCUAGUGAAGACAAGAAAUGGUACGAUGUCUAUACAGUACCAAUGAACAUUCGAGAAGAAUUCGAUCUUUCUUGCCAUCGAAUGACAAUCUUAGAUUCGAUGUUGCCAACAAUGGACGAAAGCAAAGCGAACGUCGUCCAUGUACAUCGAUUAACUUUGAAUUUGAACCAAUUAAUGAUUGAAAAUACUCAAACUAGGACUAAUUUACUAGCGAAAUAUCAAUUCCGCAAUGUGAAAGAGCUAGUUUUGAUUAUUGAUCAAGAGUGGUCGAACGAUGCCAUCGAAUGCCUCUCGACAAUGAUUGUCUUAUCAAAUCUCGAGAAAAUACAUUUGAAGAUCGAAGAUAAAUGUAAAUUCGUCAGGGAUUUGUAUACAAAAUUGAAAGGUUUACUCAAACAAGCAUGGGAUCUUCGUUCGUUGAAAAUAACUUCUACGAAUCCUAGAACAAGAAAACAGAUCAUUCGGGAUAAAAUCGCGUUGAAACUAUCACGUUACACUGACGAACUUGAUAUUGAAGUCCAGGAUUUGGAUGAUGCCAAAGCCAUAUUGCAAAACGAGAAAUACUUAUCACAUCUCACAUUUCGGCCGAUCCUGAAUGACAAUGUUAACUUAGUUCAUGAGAUCGAAGAUUGGCUUCCACAUACGAAAAGACACUAUACAGUAGAAUCGGCUGUUAACUGGUUAUGUGAUGGUGGAUGUUGUACUUCAAGCAAAGGGGUGUAUAUAUGGCUCGACUAA
This is a messenger RNA of Adineta ricciae, 1677 nucleotides long. NCBI's taxonomy places the organism in Eukaryota, Metazoa, Rotifera, Eurotatoria, Adinetida, Adinetidae. The record is from the annotation of a GenBank genome assembly.